GUGGACUUGCUUUGGGAUGUGCUUCGCCAGUGCGGACUACAGCAACAGCUCAGUUGGCAGGAUGUUAGUGAGGAGGCCAAGUCCAUAGCAGCUUCUGGCAGCUGCGAGCAGGCAAGACUCCUUUUCACGCACGUGGAGGAAAAUUAUCAAAAGAUGGGGAAUGAUCACAAGCAAGAGACUCUGAAAGCUUUGCAAGGCCAGGCCUGGAUACCAGCAUGUAUGCCACAGUGUCCAGAGGACCGGCUGGCAGGCAAGGCUGCGAAAUGCAAGCUGCAGAAGCUCUCGGACCUCUUCCCUAGUCAGGAGGCCGACCUGGUCUGGGCAGUGGAACCCACAAUGCACAAGGACCUGCAAAUGCCAACACUUCUCCUGGCCAAGAGGUCCGUUCCCGCCGACCCCGAUGUCUUGCUCCGGCAGUUUGUAAGCUAUGUUGAUGUGUGUACCGAGAUCGUGGAAGAUGCUUGUGACACACCGUAUCCACGCGCUCGUGAAGUUCCUGGGAAGUUGUGGCGAGUGCACAUGACGAAGCUUUUGCAGACCAUGGCCGAGCACAAAGCGAGCAUCAGAAGUAAGCUGAUGAAAAUCAGCCGCAAUCGUGCCUGUGUCCCUUGCCUGGCCGGUGAAAAGGUGCUACUUCAUUCGCUUACAUGUGUGGCCUUGUCGGCUUACUCUCACAGCGCGGAAGUGCUAAGCCCAGCGAUCGGAAUUGUUCACCCAGAUGAAAGGGUGCGGUCGUUGGCAAGGGAGCUGGAUGUGUCCGAGAAGCCUGACAUGGAAGUUCUUGUGGAGCUCAUACAAAGACAACGAGCCGAUGUUGCACGUGCAUGUGUGCUGUGCAGGGAGCUUGCCAAGCCGUUGUUCUUGACUGCUAGACGAAGGCCCAAGAACUUCCAGAACUUGUUGGUGCCAACCUCAAGUGGACGGCUUUUGCCUCCGUCCAAAGUCUUUCUUGACGAUGCCCCCUGGACCAAGAGCGAGCACCUCGAGACCCUCGACUCGCGAUUGUCCACGCAGGACGGCCGAAAGCUCGGUUGCACAUCCAUCCGCGACCGUUUGGCAGCGGAGUGUGAGGUCGCUGCGGAUGUAGACGGAUUUGGACAGGAAGAAGACCUUGUCGACAGGGUGUCGCUGGUCUUGAAAGACUACAAUGAGCAAUCUGAUGUAGUUGCAGAGUUCUUGCAGAACACCGACGACCACGGAGCGAAGAGGCUCGUCUUUCUGUUAAGUGACAGGAGCUUCUCGAAGGAAAAGCUCGUGGAUGAGCGCUGUCGCGCUUUGCAGGGCCCAGCUCUUUACAUUUGCUCGGACAAAGCCCUGGAGCCGAGAGACAUUGAACGCAUGCAGCGGGUGGGGUGCUCUUCCAAGCGCAUGGAUUUUCAUUCUACCGGCCGCUUUGGGGUGGGACUCAAUGUGAUGUACAGGUACUCCGAUUGCCCCCAACUGCUGGCAAACGACCGAGUGCACUUCUUCGACCUCAGGAGAGCAUUUGUGGCCAAGGAUCGCGAGCGGCGUGGGAAGCAGUUUCAGGUUGACAGUUUGAAGACGUCGUUUCCUGACAGCUUCACGCCGUUCGAGGACUACAGGCACCGCUUCCCCGUGGUUUUCCGACUGCCGCUGCGCAGACAGAGGUCGGAUCUGGGGGAAGCAUGCAGCCUUGCGGCCGUCCGACAGGAACUGAGUGACGUCUCCGUCGAUGCGGGUUCCAUGCUGCUGUUUGCGAAGUCAGUCCGAGAAUUGAUGUUCGAAGAUGCAGGCCGCCUCGUGGCAAAGCACACUGUCAGUUUCUUGCAUGGGUCCGAAGAGCGACACGAUGCAUUCAUCAAAUCGCUCCCAUGCACAGUGGCUGAACUCCAAGAUCAGAUCGCUUCGCGAGCUACAGAUGUUACAGUUGUGAAGCGAAUGACGAGCCAAAGGGCAGCGAACGUGGUGAAAAGGAAAUGGAUUGUUGCAUACAGCCUGGCGGCUUCAAGCAGCAAGCUGAAGGAGUUGAGCAAGAAGAUGUUCGAUCAUGUGCUUGGCUUGGCAGUGCUUCCUGUUGCAGCAGCGGCUGCACCUCUGCUGCUGAAGCCUUGCAGACGAAACGGCCGAAUUUGCUGUGGCUUGCCCACGCCCUUGCAGACUGGCGCAGUUUCCUGGAUUCAUGGUGAAUUCGUCCUGUCCUCCAGCCGCAAGGUCAUCCCUUUACCAGACGGCACUAACCAUGAAAUUUACAGGCAGUGGAACGAGGAGCUCUUGAAAGGGCCUGUCGCAACAAGCCUGCGUUCCGUUUUGCUUGCGCGCGCAGACUCUGUGCAGGUGCCUAAAGACUUGCCAGGCUUCUUUGCCGUGCUUCCGCGGACGGACACUCCGCUUCAGUCCAUCAUCGCCGAGUCCGCGAUGCGAGCUUCGCUGUCCUAUCAGAUCUUCCCAGUAUUUGCAAGGUCCGAGAGCCAGGGCGCGAUGCAAACAAGAUGGAUGAAAGGACCCGGCCCCCUGUUCAAGACCGAAGGGCUGUCGGAUGAGCAACAAUACGCACUUGCGUUUGAUGGGCUGGAGCUGGUGACAGUCCCGCCAAGGGUUCGAGAGCUCUACAAUGCCGUGCGCAAGCCAGAGCACGCUAAGGAGCUGGGUGCACAGGAGCUAUGCUCGUUUCUUAGGCGCCAGUGGAAGCAAGGCUCAAAGACCGUGGACUUCGCCCAGACUGGGUUGGCAUCCCUUUCAAGUCACGAGCAAGCUAUCGCGAUGCUCAAGUUCAUUUCAGACGAAUGGAAAGUUCAGCUUCAGAAAAAUCCAGUACCAGCCAUUUAUGAUUGUAAGCACUUGCAAGGUGUCCCCCUUCUUCUAACGCACGCAAAUCGGCUUUGUGCUUUCAAUGCGGAGGCCCCAAAGUUUUCAGGAGAUCAUGACUUGCUCCCGAGGCACGUGGACCUGUUUGCACAUAGAGAUGUUUUGACGGCCUUCAAGACAUUGGAUGUGUGCCAGCCGGAGGUGGAGGUGAGGCCUGCAGGUCUUCGCGACUUUGGAUUUGCCGACCUCCUGAACUUCAAGGAGCAGGUGACGCGGCUGGUGGUUGAUCAGGGCCACGAAUGCAGCAAGAACUCCAUUUUGAAGCAUUUGUGGAGUUUCAUCGCACGGAAGGGGAAUGUCAAGGAAUCCUGGCUCGCGGCGCUUUCUGAGUGGAAAAUACUGCCUGUUGAUGCCGGUAGCAGCCCGAAGUUGCGACCAUUGAAGUUUGCACAUCGAACCCUAUGGAUGAAGCGCAGCAGUUACUGGCGUGACGAUGAGAAGAGAUUGCAAGAGGUAAUGGCUGCAUGUGGCAUCUAUACUCUGCAAGAUUCUGCAAUACGUGCAGAGGAAGAUUCUGCAAUACUUGCUGCUCUGCACGAUGUCGUUGUCUGCACCGACUCUGCGGUUGUGGAGCUACUUGGCGAGCUUCCCUUGCAAACAUGUCGAACAGACGGACUUGUUUUGUUGAAAUACCUGUCUCAACUAUGUCUGACUUCGUCAUGGUCAGAGAGGAUGACUCUCGUGACAAAGGGGCUGCUUUUGUUUCAAUUAGCGCAGGGCGGUGGCUUCACAGACUUGACUGAGACGAAGGUCAGAUUCUGCUGCGUGUGUCCCGAAGAUCCGCAUGCUGCGGAGUUGGAAGCCUUGCUUCCGCCAGGAGCCAGGUUGCUUGUCUGGCCAAGUAAGGAGCUGAAGCCGAUCUACGAAGUCUGUGGGGUGGAGAUGUGCCGUGGUGAGGAGUUCAUGCUCGAAUUUGUGCUGCCUUACUUGCCAGAUCUUUGCUGGCAGGAAGAUCAGUCUCAGGCCGAAUCCAUCUUAGCUCUUCUGUGUCAGUAUGUCGUGGUGGAGAAAUCCGACACUCUUAGGUCCAGAUGUGCGGCCUUGCAUUUCGUUCCUACUGGUGAGAAUACAAGCUCUCGUCCCAGAGAUCUUUUGGAUCCAAGCCUGAAGUUAUGUCAGUGCUUUGCAGACGUGUUGGUUGGGCAUCUGCCUGCUGAGUGGUUCCAGAGCCCCCGCAACCUGAAGCUCUUACGCGAGCUUGGCUUGCAAAAGACCGUGACCCCCGAUUGCUUGCUGAUGUGUGCCAAGCACUUGGAUCAGGGGGAGAAGGUGAAGCAGGUCUCCAAAUCUGUCCGCAGAAUGUCGUUCCAGCUGGUGGAGCACGUCGCACGCCAUCUGUCUCAAAAGCAGCCACCAAGCAGCCCGGUGCUUGAAGCGGCUAGGCUUCGCAUCUUCGUCGCUCAGCAGUUCUCUGAUCUUCAAUAUGAAACGAAGCUUAGCCAGACCAAGGGUUCCGACGAGUUUCUUGCAUUUCUUGCCAGCGGAAGCAAGAGGAAGCUGAUUCUGACUGCAGCUGGGGGCACUUCCUUCGCAAAGUCACAAAAAGUUCUUUGGAGCCAAUGCCCUGUUGCAUUCCGCACCGAUCCGGACGGGGGACGCUCCACGCAGUUGGACAGUUUGCUAAGUCAUCAGGGAGAUGUUCUGGAGAAGAAACUUGGUGCCUAUGUCUGUACGAAGACUGUCCCUGCGCCUUGCAUCAUCGAGCAUAUCCGAAAUCUCUGCAUGCAUCCUGCUGCUGGCAAGGAAGAAAUGACCAUCCCCGAAGGCACUGCGUUUCAUGAGCAUCUGCUGCUGUGCUGGGACCUCUGCAGAGAUGCACAGAAGAUGCCAGGAUGUUGUAAGGACUUGGGCGAGGACCUCCGCUGCAUCCCCGUGCAUCUGGAGGAUGCUGCAGACAAGCCGAAGAGGAACUCGUUCACGCUGGCCAGCCCGAGGACGCUGGCUGAUGGCCACGAGACAGUCGUAGGCGCUAUUAGUCAGAUGUCGGGAUGUCUGACCCCCUGGAUCCAUUUCCUUUUUUGCAGGAGGUGCUUCCUGUUCGAGACAGGCUACUGCUCAGCUGAAGACUUCCAAGGGUACGGAGCUCAGGAGAGUUCCCCAGCAAAACCGACACGAAACCCGGGUGCGUCUUAG
Molecule: messenger RNA, 4959 nt
Organism: Symbiodinium necroappetens
Lineage: Eukaryota; Dinophyceae; Suessiales; Symbiodiniaceae
Source: the annotation of a GenBank genome assembly